Rhinichthys klamathensis goyatoka is the source of this 1657-nucleotide messenger RNA. RefSeq names its product peroxisomal biogenesis factor 19 (gene pex19). Bases 48 to 902 code for a protein of 284 amino acids. The record is from RefSeq and is a predicted model, not a curated record. Gene Ontology annotation, cellular component: peroxisome; peroxisomal membrane. Gene Ontology annotation, biological process: protein import into peroxisome membrane. Lineage: Eukaryota; Metazoa; Chordata; Actinopteri; Cypriniformes; Leuciscidae. The transcript is spliced from 8 exons.
GUCAUUAUUUUGCGACAAAUUUGCUGGUCUUGUCAUUGAGAAGCAAGAUGGCGUCAGCAUCAGAACAUCAGGGUGCUCCAGACAGCGAACUGGACGAAUUAUUAGACAGUGCUCUUGAUGAUUUCGACAAGACCAGUGUUCCCCCUGAGGCCCCCACUGCCCCUGAUGCAGGAACGAGUGACGAGAAGCCCCCUCUGCUGGAGGACAGUAAGUUCUUUGAGACUCUCUUUGAUGGUGAGAUGGCCAAUCAAGCACGUGAGGAGUGGGAGAAAGCCAUGGCUGAGCUAGCGCAAGAAGAACCUGACCUUCUACAACAUUUUCAUAAGCUGUCUGAGGCAGCAGGUAAAGUAGGCACAGAUGUAGCUUCACAGCAAGAAUUCACCUCCUGUCUUAAAGAGACCCUUAGUGGUUUGGCGCAAAAUGCAGACAACCUUCAGAGUGCAGGACUGGCUGGAGAUGAUCUGGUAAAGACUUUGGAGAACCUGGGAUUGAAUGAAAAUGGGGAAGGAGGAGGAGAAGAUGGCAAUAUUCUCCCAAUUAUGCAGUCCAUCAUGCAGAACCUUUUGUCUAAAGAGGUUCUCUACCCUUCUCUUAAAGAGAUAACGGAGAAGUACCCUGAAUGGUUGGAGGGCAACAGGCAGUCCCUCCCCCCAGACCAGUUCAUGCGGUAUGAGCAACAGUACAAGAUCAUGGGAGAGAUAUGCAGCCAGUUUGAAAAAGAUGGAGACAAAGACAGCACAUUUGAAAACAUUCUAGAACUCAUGCAAAAGCUCCAAGACUUGGGUCAACCUCCAAAAGAGCUUGCUGGAGAGGCACCUCCUGGCUUGAAUUUUGACCCAGAAGCUCUGCACCUUCCUGGAGCACAAGGUCUUCCUGGAGCAGAGCAGUGCUCAGUCAUGUGAUCUCAAUGAGGUCAAUUUAUGUAUGUUUAAAAACUAUACAAUUUGGAGCUAAUUAUCUGAACCUGAAUUGGACACAGUGGAUCAUGCUCCGCUUUUAAAGGAGUUUGUUUUGUGUCUGCACUGAAACUGUGAAUUUCACUACAUUAAUUUGACCUUGUAGUUUUUGUCCACAGAGGUUCUUUUCAUAUUCAUCCCUAAUCCAUUUACUGUUGUCACUGUAGAGCAGCUCUUAAUGUUUUGAGUGAAGCUUGAUAUCUCAAGUGUGCCAACAGCUUUGUAAGAAAGAAUCAAGGUCUUCUGAAUUUACUUCAAGCUCAUUUGACAACUUGUGCGGUGAAUUGUUUUGUAUAAGUAGACACAGAUGCAUGGAGUGACAGGGAAAGUAUUUCCAGUUUAGUUUUACUUUUAAAAUCUCAGAAGAAUGGUCAGAGGCUACAAAUAGCUUUCAUCAGAUUGAUGAAAUCAUUUUAAUAUAAAGUGUUAUAUCUAUUCUAUUCUCAUACUAUAUCAUUAGUUUCAUUUCUGUGAUUUGAUAACUAAUCAGUGACAAAUGAAUCUCUCAGAUUAAGAUUAAUUAAAAAAACUAACUGCAGGCACUUCAGAUCCAGGUUCAAUAUAUCAAUAUAUUCUUAAUAUCAUUGUGUCAAAUAUAGGCUGCAUUUGUGUUUGAGUGGAAUAAUUCUCUCUACUUGUGUCUUCUAAUGGUUAUUGUAUCUGUCUGCAUAUAGAUCAGUUUGGAGUAGUGAAUUGCCAUG